Molecule: messenger RNA, 1410 nt
Organism: Panonychus citri (citrus red mite)
Lineage: Eukaryota; Metazoa; Arthropoda; Arachnida; Trombidiformes; Tetranychidae
Product: post-GPI attachment to proteins factor 2-like
Exons: 3
Coding region: 394-1113 (239 amino acids)
Biological process (GO): GPI anchor biosynthetic process
Cellular component (GO): Golgi membrane; endoplasmic reticulum membrane
Source: RefSeq, a predicted model, not a curated record
AUCAAUCCAAUUCAAUGUUUUCCAAAUUAUUUUGGUUAAUCAAUUGUUUAUUUGGUCAGUUUGAUGAUCCAUAACAAAGGAAAUGUUUUGUUUUCUCAAUCAACUUGUCAUCUUUAAUUGUGAUGAUCAAUGGAACAAUCUAAGAUUACCUGUUACUUUUUCAUUCUGGUAAAAGAAACUGGUUAUUGGGUCCAAGGUGUAAACAGUGAAUGGUUAUAGAUUUUGUAAACAUCACCUUCUUGGUUAAUUGUAAACAAUUAGCUAAUUUUCGUUCAUGUUUAUUGAAGAUGAUUACGGUUUAUACAAGUUAAUGUUUCGACUUUCAAAUGGUUCUGUUUUCUGUUUUAAAUGUGAUCCUGGAAAUUGGAGAUUGAGAGAUUAACCAAUUUUUGAAUGAAAUCAACAAAGAACUUGAAACCUUUGGUUUACUAUAAAGAUAAUAAAUGUUUUCUUUUCAGUUUUACUCAUCUAGCGGUUAUUACAACCGCUCUUCCGUUGGGCAGUUUCAUCUUCUGUGUUCUUUGGUCACUUUAUUUCAAUUUCAAAGAAUCAACUUCAACCCAUUGUCGAGUGUCUAAUUACCUUCCAUCAAUUAGCGCUUCCGUUGGAUCGUAUUCACCUCAGAAAUAUGUUUGGCGAAUCUGUAUUGCCAUUCAUUCAGGGCCGAGAUAUUUGGUCACUUACAUGUAUUACCUUCUUGUCCAUGGGUCAUUUCAAACUCUGUUACUCAACCUAAUUGAGAUUACAAGUCUAAUUGGAUUAACAUACAUUGGAUCAACUGAGAAUCAUGUUUAUCAUGCCUUUUGUUUUACUAUUUUCAUCAUUUCUGGUUCACUUGGAAUGACCCUGGUCACUAAUUCAACCUACAAAUCAAGGAGGAUUAAAUCAUUUCUUAAAUAUACCAAUUUGAUCUCAAUUGGAUUAGCCAUCGUUUUAUAUUAUCGGCACAAUUGGUUCUGUGAGCCCGGUGUUUACACUUUGUUUGCUCUCGCUGAAUAUGUGGUCGUAUUAACAAACAUCGCCUUCCAUUUUCAAGCUUAUUAUGAUUUCCAACAUCAUGAUCUACUUUUAGUUAAUAGAUUGACUUCCAAUGGAGACCUAACAAUCAACUAAUUAUGAAUUUCGAUCUGGUCCGAAUUUGUCUCUUGGUUAAACCAACAAUCUCAUCUCAAUCUUCAAACAUUUACCAAGCUUACAUCUUUCAAGAUCUAUUAUAUUAUUUAUCUCGUGUUUAAUUCAACAAUUUAUAAUAUUUAGUCAACUAAUCAACUAAUUUAUAUAAUUUAGAAAGGCAAAAAUCAGUAUUUAUUUAGAUUCGAAAGCCACUUUUACAUUUAUAACAAAAAUUGUAUUCGUUUUGUACAAACGGUAACCAAAGAGCAAAUUAAAGACAAUCAAUUAAUUGUUCAA